CAUCUGGGGGAGGGCCGGCUGUGGGGACCUGAAAUUGGGGCAGGGGACCGUGGCAGCACGGAGCUGAGCUGUCCGGUUCUGGAAGCGGCGGGCAGGGCAUAGUCUGUGCUCGAGGCUGGGCUUUCAGCUAUUCCCACUUGACGUAUGAGACAGCGGUGCAGGCCAGGCCCAGGUGAAGCCCCCCAGCACACGCACGCUGCCCCGUGUUGCCAGACACAUGCGUGAACAUCCGUGUGGGGCAUCGUCGGGUGCGUCCUUCCCAAGGGGCCCAGCGCGGACAGAUAGGGCCGGGCAGUCCCUGAUUUCUCACCCCCUUUUAGCGCAAUGCCUGGACCUGGUCUCCCAGUACGUGCAAGGACACAAAGGCCUAAUAAUUCAGUUCAGCAACAAGCAGAAGUUCCAGCUGCAGCUGGGCAGCCUGGACGAGACCUGCUACGCCGGGAUGGAGUACAUGCUGACGGACUGGGCCCACCUCUACCUGCCCUCGCCCACCCGCAUGGUGGUGCUGGGCACCGUGGACAACGUGCCGUGCCUGGCCAUGGGGCAGCAGCUGGUGAUCCUGGUGGCAGCAGAUGGGGGGGUCUACACCUACGAGGAGGAGAAGCUGCACAGGCUCAGCAGGAGCCUGGAGCAAUUCCUUCGCAACGGCCUCCUGCACUUUGGCGAGGAAACCUAUGACUGCGCAGAGGGCCAAGAGCCACUGAGUGAGGAGGAGCGUGCCAAGCGCCCGGAGCUCCAGUGCAUCAGGCAGAGUGCCCAGCACUUGGUUGAGAGCGGAGCAGGGGAGAUGGGCAAGCUGCUGGAUUUCCUGGAGAGUUAGUGGUGGUUGCCACUAAGGGAGCUCUUCUGCAGGACAGUGUCUGAGUCCAGGCAGCAUAUGCUGUGGUGUGAGCACCCUCACAGGGCCUGAGUGUGCAGAUGGGUGAAAUCCUGGUGCCCCAUGCAGGGCGGUCUGUGCUGUAACCAUGCCCGCGAGGGGGACGUGCAUUGCUGGGGGUAUGCGAUGCACUGCUGGACUGUUUGCUCUGAUUCCUCUGGCUGGCAGGUCACCAGCCCCAUGCUCCCGAGGGCAGGCAGAGGGGAUCACGCCCCUGCUUUCUCACAGGGCAGCAAGCACCUGGAGUCCAACACUCACAGCUUCCAAGAGACAGCUCCCUGGGCCCAAGGGGAGAGGUUCCCUGGCUCCAGGCCCCCUCCCUGGGAGGCUCACGUGUCCUAGACGCACACACUCCUGUGAGCUGACCUCCUGAGGGCCGUCAGCCGCUUCAAUAAAGAUCCGUGUA
Messenger RNA from Alligator sinensis (Chinese alligator), 1283 nucleotides. RefSeq lists its product as uncharacterized. The coding region runs from base 218 to 820 and encodes 200 amino acids. The record is from RefSeq and is a predicted model, not a curated record. Lineage: Eukaryota; Metazoa; Chordata; Crocodylia; Alligatoridae. The transcript has 2 exons.